CGCGGGGAGCAGACCGCAGCCAGCCGCAGUGGGCGCCGCAGCCGCGCCAGUCGUGCGCACAGCAUCCUGAGAGUGCGCUGAGCGUGGAGACCCGCGGACCAUGCCGUGUCACCGCGACCGGGAGGGGGGCAGGCGCGCUCCUUUUUGACAUAAAAUCCAGCCGGUCAAAAAGAUUUAUAUACAUAUAAGUCCGCCCUUCACGGAGCCGGUGUGCGAAGCGUGAGCUCUAUUUCCCUCUGCCUCCUCCUUCCACUUCUCCUCCCCUUCCUCCUCCUCUCCCUCCUUCUCUUUCUCCUCCUCCUAAGUGUACAGACUGCACCCUACCACCUGGUUGGCUUCUGACAAACGGGCAUCUCUCCCUUUUUAGGGACCAGAGACACAGAGAAAGAGAGAGGAGAGAGACAAGGGACAUUCUAAUGCAGACUGCCUGAUACUCCCCCCCUCAAAAAAUAAUAAUAAAUUUUGGCUCUUGUCCCCUCCUCCAACCCCCACCCCCUCAAGCUUGUGUGAGAUGUUGGGUUUCUUCAGGAGACACUGCUGAGAAGUCGCAGUGGUUGGAGAGGCGUAGGGGGGUGGACUCCCUCUACCUCCACUCCCUCCCUCCCCCUUUUUUCUUUCUGGGAGGAGGUGGAGGAGGAGGAGGAGGAGGAGGGGAAGGGGGGUUGCAGAGCAAGCGAUGGAUGAGGAAAACAUGACGAAAAGCGAAGAACAGCAACCUCUGAGUUUGCAAAAAGCCUUGCAGCAGUGCGAGCUGGUUCAGAACAUGAUAGACCUGAGCAUCUCCAAUCUGGAAGGGCUUAGGACGAAGUGUGCAGCUUCCAACGACCUCACGCAGAAGGAGAUCCGGACCCUGGAGAGCAAGCUGGUCAAGUACUUCAGCCGGCAGCUGUCCUGCAAGAAGAAGGUGGCCCUGCAGGAGCGCAAUGCCGAACUGGACGGCUUCCCCCAACUCCGCCACUGGUUCCGGAUCGUGGACGUGCGCAAGGAAGUCCUGGAGGAGAUCUCCCCUGACCAGCUGAGCCUGGAGGACCUUCUAGAAAUGACAGAUGAGCAGGUGUGCGAGACGGUGGAGAAGUACGGAGCCAACCGUGAGGAGUGUGCCCGGCUCAACGCCUCUCUGUCCUGUCUCAGGAAUGUGCACACAUCAGGAGGGAAUCUCUCCAAACAAGACUGGAUCAUCCAGUGGCCCACCACAGAGCCAGGGCAGGACAACAACCCUGUGUGCCCCCCGGAGCCCAGCUCGUGGAUCCGCACCCCCCUCUCCCAGAGCCCCAGGGUCCAGUCCAAAUGUGUCCAGCCCUUCUGUCACAGCAGCCCUACGCCUGGAGCCCCCGUGUACACCCACGUGGACAGACUCACUGUGGAUGCCUAUCAGAGCUUGUGCCCACCGCCACUUCUGGAAUCAGGCCACCGCUCCUUGCCCCCGUCACCCCGGCAGCGGCACGCAGUUCGCACCCCACCUCGCACCCCUAAUAUCGUCACCACCGUAACCCCUCCUGGCACACCACCCAUGAGGAGAAAAAACAAGCUGAAGCCUCCAGGGACGCCACCACCCUCCUCUCGGAAACUUAUCCAUCUGAUCCCCGGCUUCACGGCGCUGCACAGGAGUAAAUCCCAUGAGUUCCAGCUCGGGAACCGUGUAGAUGAGGCCAACACGCCCAAAGCCAAGAAGAAGAGCAAACCGCUGAACCUCAAGAUCCACAGUGGCGUGGGCAGCUGUGAGAACAUCCCUGCCCAGCAGCGGUCCCCACUCCUGUCGGAGCGCUCCCUGCGGUCCUUCUUUGUGGGCCACGCGCCCUUUCUGCCCUCCACCCCACCCGUCCACACGGAGGCCAAUUUCUCUGCAAACACACUGUCUGUACCACGGUGGUCACCGCAGAUCCCACGCAGAGACCUUGGCAACUCCAUUAAGCACAGGUUUUCCACCAAGUAUUGGAUGUCUCAGACCUGCACCGUCUGUGGGAAAGGGAUGCUUUUUGGCCUCAAGUGUAAAAACUGCAAGUUAAAGUGCCACAACAAAUGUACCAAAGAAGCCCCGCCCUGUCAUCUCCUGAUCAUCCACCGAGGAGACCCAGCAAGGUUAGUGCGAACGGAGUCGGUCCCCUGUGACAUCAACAACCCUGUUCGGAAGCCAGCACGAUACUCAGAUCUACACAUAAGCCAGACGCUCCCCAAAACCAACAAAAUCAACAAGGACCACAUCCCUGUCCCUUACCAGCCAGACUCCAGCAGCAACCCCUCAUCCACGACGUCCUCCACGCCCUCCUCACCAGCACCCCCUCUCCCUCCCAGCGCCACGCCGCCUUCUCCCUUGCACCCUUCCCCACAGUGCACAAGACAGAAAAAGAACUUCAACCUGCCAGCUUCCCACUACUACAAAUAUAAGCAGCAGUUCAUCUUCCCAGAUGUGGUGCCUGUACCAGAGACGCCCACCCGGGCGCCCCAAGUCAUCCUGCAUCCUGUCACCUCCAAUACAAUCUUGGAAGGAAAUCCAUUACUUCAGAUUGAAGUGGAACCAACCUCGGAGAAUGAAGAGGGCCACGAUGAGGCAGAGGAGUCUGAGGAUGAUUUUGAGGAGAUGAACCUGUCCCUCCUCUCAGCCCGGAGCUUCCCACGCAAGGCCAGCCAGACCAGCAUCUUCCUUCAGGAGUGGGACAUCCCCUUUGAGCAGCUAGAGAUUGGCGAGCUCAUUGGGAAGGGUCGCUUUGGGCAAGUGUACCACGGACGCUGGCAUGGUGAGGUGGCCAUCCGGUUGAUUGACAUCGAGAGGGACAAUGAGGACCAGCUCAAGGCCUUCAAGCGGGAAGUGAUGGCCUACAGGCAGACGAGGCACGAGAAUGUGGUGCUCUUCAUGGGAGCCUGCAUGAGCCCGCCCCACUUGGCCAUCAUCACCAGCCUCUGUAAGGGUCGGACUCUCUACUCUGUGGUGAGGGAUGCCAAGAUUGUCCUGGAUGUCAACAAAACCAGGCAGAUCGCACAAGAAAUUGUGAAGGGCAUGGGCUACCUCCAUGCCAAGGGCAUCCUUCACAAGGACCUCAAAUCAAAGAAUGUUUUCUAUGACAACGGUAAAGUGGUCAUCACGGACUUUGGGCUCUUCAGCAUUUCUGGGGUACUACAGGCUGGCAGGCGAGAAGAUAAGCUGCGUAUCCAGAAUGGCUGGCUGUGUCACCUGGCCCCAGAGAUCAUCCGCCAGCUGUCCCCCGACACAGAAGAGGACAAGCUCCCCUUCUCCAAGCACUCGGAUGUCUUUGCGCUCGGCACCAUCUGGUAUGAGCUCCACGCCAGGGAGUGGCCAUUCAAGACUCAACCAGCAGAGGCAAUAAUUUGGCAGAUGGGCGCAGGCAUGAAACCCAACCUCAGCCAGAUUGGCAUGGGAAAAGAAAUCUCGGACAUCCUGCUCUUCUGCUGGGCCUUUGAACAGGAAGAGCGGCCCACCUUCACCAAGCUCAUGGACAUGCUAGAGAAACUGCCAAAGCGAAACCGCCGCCUGUCGCACCCCGGGCAUUUCUGGAAGUCUGCAGAACUGUGACCAUGGACAUGGGCCAGCAUUACCCCCAAACCGCCUCUUCUUCCCUGCUCUGCCCUCUGCCACCUCAGGAGGCCCAGGCUUGCCACCAGGGGGGUCCCGACACAGCCCAGCCUGGGGAGACCCGUGUGAUGACGUGAAGACCACGGAAGCUGACAGCAUCUUGGACCUGCACCCCUUUACUCAGGCAGUAUCAGGGACCCCUGAGCUAGGAUCAGACUGGACCAGUGAGGCUCCAGUGCAGGUACAGAGAGCCGCUGACUGAACACCACCCCUCCGGGCUGUGGAGACCAAGGCACACGGCCCUGUGGACAGACUCUCUCACAGGACUGUGCACGCACAUGUGUCUACGUGUGGACGGGGCCUCCAGCUUUCUUUGCACCAGGACAAGCCUGCCCAGCUAUGGAGUGUCCCAGCUGUGCUAUCCCAGAACACAGGACAGGGAUGGAAGCAGGAAUGACAGGCCUGCUCCCUUGAGUCAAGGCUCCCAGGUCAAGGUCAGAGUGGGGAGAGGUGGGCUAAGUUUGUGAACCUCUGUUUUCAGAGGCCCCAUUCCAAGCUGGAAGUGACUGCUAGCCCCUGGGUGCACAGCUCCGAAGGACACUAGGCAGUUCUCUGUGUAUUUUUAGCACGGGGUCUCCCUGGGGACCUUCCUUCGGCUUCACCUUCAUCCUGUUUUCUAAGAACAUCCUGACUCAACUCACUGCCCACCCUCGCCUGGGCAACUCGAGAACACCAUAGCUUCUCAGCUGAUAGGACAUCUGGGGGUCCUUUAUAGCGGGCCGUCAUUCAUGGCACCCCCAAAGUCUGAGGCCUGAGAACUGGGGCUGUGGGAAGAGGGUUCUGGUACAUUCUCUUUGGCGGCGUUGACACUGCUGGAGUUGGUUCUUUCACGGUGAUGGAUACAGGUCCUGGGUAGGCAUAGCGGCUGCAUGGGUGUGCGGAUAGCUGUUUACAAAGGUCUCCCUGACUCUCACCCGCUGCGUUCGAGUGGGGAAGGCAUGUGUGGAGUUUCCGUGGUCUAAACUCUGGCCUGGUGCUGAGUCCUCUGAGGGGAUUCCCCAUUCAGGGCUCUGUGACCCUGUGCCGCCCACCUAUUCUGCCCACUCAGCCCAUCUGCCAUGUCGUCUUUCUCUCCCUGCUGGAAGCAUUUCUGGUCUGUGUGGUUCUGCCCCACCCCUCCCCCACCACAGAAUCCCUCCUGAGGGAUACUGAGAACAGGUGGUAUGGAGUGAACAGAAGGGAGUGCCUUGAGGUUACGGAUUCACGUUUGCAAAGCCCUGUCCCCAGUGAUCAGACUUGACACCAGAAGAAAAGCUGUCCCUAAGCAGAGAACUAGCAGAGGUAGCAGGAUAGAGAAAUUUAGCCAAGCAUCCAGAAUCGCCCCCUUUCUUGGUGGCCCUAUUGGAUGCACACCCUGGGGCCAAGCCUGCUUACAAAGCAGGAAGAUUGAUUGACAGGGGUCACACUUCAAGGAAGACUUACCCUAUGGCACCCUCAAGCCUUCUGCAGGGCCUGUUCUCAAACCCCAUCGCAAAGCUCCCUCUACCUGUGUCAGGGGACCUGGGGCCCCACACAAAGCUGCUUCCAUGUGAACAUCUCUAUCCUGGUGACAUCUGUGUCUUUGUCUCGGCAUUCAUGCAUCGUGGAGACAUUUUACACACGUUCACUUAUGUCCCAGGGCUCCGGUAUCUCUAAGGACCACUCUUAUCAGGAGUUGCGUCCUCAUCUAAGAAGCCCCCUCCAGAACCCAUCCUUGUGGUCAGGGUUGCACUGAGACCUGCCCCAGCAACAUACUAAACACCUAGAAUUUAGUUCCUCCUUUCUCUUUAAUCAGAUCAGGACCUCUUUGGUCCAUAAAACUCCAGUCUGUCACACGCUUUUGUAUCAAGAGAGGAAGUAAGAGAAGAGAGGGCCAGGGAGGGCUGAGCCACUGGGAACCAGAAGCAUCACUAGGCGCUGGAAGACACUCAUCUGCUUCCGCUGUUUGCCAAUAAUGACCCAGUAGAGGCCAGAGAGGGAGAUCUCUUCACAGGUCCAGGUUCCCCAGGGAAGUUGGAGGAAGGCAUCUCUUUAUAGGGAGCGACUGACUAGUCACCUAGCUCCCAGGGUUCUGUCCUGCUCUGUGAAGGAUCACAGACUUAAAGAAACAAAAGUGUGGUGCCAACCUGCCUGUAAUCCUGGCACUGUGGAGGCUGAGGCAGGAGGAUAACAAGUUCGAGGACAGCCUGGGCUACAAAGGAUUUCUGAAGACCCAUUUGUGAUUAAGGACUUGAUUGGUUCAGGGAGAGCCCCAGCCUUCUUGGCUCCGAAGUCACUCUUCCGCUUACGGUACCUGGGUCCCUUGAGCCUAGGUCUGGGUCAGGUGUCUCCCCUUCACUCUUGCUCCUUCCUCACCCCCACAUCCACUGAGACCUGUGCCUCGGGUCAGCUUCCAUCCCUCCCUGGCUUCCUCCCUCCCUCCCUUAACAGGCCCUGGCUUGCCAGUAGCCUCUUAAUGUGCAAACACUUGAAUCCUGGGACAAAGAACUUCAGUGUCUUCCCUGAGGAAGCGUCUGAGGCUGAUCUGUUCCUCUACCCUGCACUGAGCCCAAAGAAGAGAGGAGGCCGUGGAGUUAGAUGCGUUUCCCCUUUAACUGCAGGCCCGUCCAGCACCUCACUCUGUACAGUCACAGAGCUACCCACUCCACUAACAUCAAAUGGCUUCUGCCCCUACCUCAUGUUGCAGAUCUUCAGGGCACAGGUUUUUAGAGGUGACAAGUCCAUUCUAGCCUUGUCUGGAGAUAUCUCCUCUGUCUCCAUACCCAGAGCUAAGCCAGAAACUCCAAGGGGCCCCUUGGAUUGCCUUGCCCAUGUUCUCUCUUACUGGUCAGAGGGGGAGAAUCGACCUGUCCAGUGCUCAGUCCCCUUGUUCUCUGUAGCAUCUUGACUUCUUGGCCAAUAGGAAAGCUAGAUGGGUGUUGCUAGGUAGGUGGCUAUAUUCAGGAUACUUAGGUCAGGAGGUGGGUAGAGUGCUUGUCUAAUACCACAAAGCCAUGAGUUCCAUCUCCAGUAACACACAAACCAGAUAUCAUGGUGCAUGCAUAAGUUCCAUACACAAGAGUUAGCAGCAGGGGCAUCAAAAGUUCAAAGUCAUCCUUGACUAUAUAGUGAGUUUGAGACCAGCCUGGGCUUCAUAAGACCUUGUCUUGAAGAGGAUUUUUUUGUAAAUUUAGGAGACUUGCCGCCUCCCAUCCCAUGUUCACACACUGCAUAGCUCCCCAAAUAUGCACAAAUCCAGCCUCCCCUCAUCUCCCAUAGCCCUUGUCCCUAGCUGUACAUGGGUCACCUGAGAUGCACACAUCAAGCAUGUGCCACACACUUAACCUGGGGUCAUCGAGCUCCAGGCUGCAAAGUGGUUUUUACAUCCUUUGUAAUGGAGGAUGAAAAGAUAGUCUAAAGAGGAAAAAUAUGACUCAGGAAAAUUCAGUGCAAUUCAGAUUUCCCAUCGGUCCUGUAUUAUCCCCAGCAAUGACAAAAUUAUUUGCAAGAAAGACCCCGGAACCCAUAGAGUCAAACUAUAUUGUUGCUUGGUCAGGGGCCAACAUGGCUGACUUACGAGACAGUGGGCUGUCUUACUGAUGAAUAAACCAACCAGAGUAGAAGGGGCCGGAGGCUGUGGGAAGCAGCCUACAGAGGUGCAAAAGCUGAGAAGGGACAGGCAGUGUCUUGGCCCUGGCCAGGCGUUGUGUCUGCCAGCACCGUGAAUUAAGCCCUUGAGGCUAUUGUGAGCUAUCAGAUGUGUCAACUGUCACCCACAGACUGCCUGCACCCCACAACAGCUGUGAACGUGAGCAGCACAUGGAAAACAUUAAGGGGUUUUGUUUUGUUUUGUUUUGUU
Molecule: messenger RNA, 7406 nt
Organism: Microtus ochrogaster (prairie vole)
Lineage: Eukaryota; Metazoa; Chordata; Mammalia; Rodentia; Cricetidae
Gene: Ksr2
Product: kinase suppressor of ras 2
Biological process (GO): calcium-mediated signaling; protein phosphorylation; Ras protein signal transduction
Cellular component (GO): cytoplasm; plasma membrane; cytosol
Molecular function (GO): ATP binding; protein kinase activity
Source: RefSeq, a predicted model, not a curated record